UAUGUCCAGACUGCAGCGGUGCUGGUGAGUGGUACAACAAGACUUAGCUUGGGUAGGGAAUUACAAACGACAACUCAGACAGACUGAAAUUAAAUACCAGACAUACUUUGACCAAGAGUGGCUUCACAGCGCUGGGAAAAAUCACUUUUAAUUUGAAAAGAUUUCCAUUUCGAGAAGAUUCUCCUCCGAUUGGAGAAGACGCGCCACUAACCACAGAUAAAGGACAUACAUUGUAAUAAAUUCUUUAAUUUUUUUUUACCACAUUUGAUGCAGUUUCCAUUGCAGAAGAUGUGUUCCACUGUGUGUUUGGUCUUUUUACUCCUGUGCGUAAUGAACGCGGCACUUCCCACUCCAUUUGAAUCAGAGGAUAUUGUACCUGUGCGGAUAAAUGGAAGACUCAGCGGUCGGUUUUGGAAAAGAAGCGAGGAACUGCCUCGAUUUACCCUGAGUGCAUUUGGCAAGGACUUGACUCUAAACCUUAUACCAGAUACCAGCUUUAUCGCGCCUUCCUUCACCAUACAGCGCAUCAAAGCCAGAGAUGUUGGCGCUUUACGCAGCGCUUCAGGUGCCCAGCCUGCCGCGGAUCUCCAGCAGUUCAUGAACCAGACAGAGGAGAGUGAAGGGCAGCUCAGGAGCUGCUUUUACUCGGGGAAUGUAGAUGAUGAUCAGAGCUCGGUUGUGGCUGUCAGUUUGUGCUCAGGCAUCUUUGGCUCCUUCAUCACGGAGGGGAAAGAGUAUUUAAUUGAGCCCAAACAUCGCGGCGGCCUGGGGCCAGACUCUGUCGAGCAGCUGCAUGUCAUCAAAAGGAGGACAUUCACCCAAAGCCACGGUGUUCCCCUACUGUUUGAUCACGCGGCGGCGGAGAGCAGAGCGGAGAAGCACAAUGGGGAAAGUUUUACGCAUGAAGGCAGUGACGCACAGAGGGAACCUCGCCGGAGACGCUUUGUUUCCGCGCCACGGUUCAUAGAGACCCUGGUGGUAGCAGACUCAACCAUGACCCACUUCUAUGGAGAUGAAAUAAAGCACUACAUUCUGACCCUGAUGUCGAUGGCGGCCCAGCUUUACAAGCACCCCAGCAUAAAGAACUCAGUAAACAUGGUGGCGGUGAAGAUGUUGGUGGUGGAGGACGAGGAGGUUGGCCCGCAGGUGUCCAGCAACGGAGGUGUGGCGUUGAGGAACUUCUGCUCCUGGCAGCAGAUCUUCAACCCGCCGAGCCAGAGGCACCCGGAGCACUAUGACACUGCCAUGCUCUUCACCAGAAAGGACAUCUGCGGACAGAAGAGCUGCGACACACUGGGUGUGGCCGACGUCGGGACGAUGUGCGAUCCCAAAAGAAGCUGCUCAGUUAUCGAGGAUAACGGCCUGCAAGCUGCCUUCACAGCUGCACACGAGCUGGGUCAUGUGCUGAGUAUGCCUCAUGACGACUCCAAGACCUGCGAGAGGCUGUUUGGAGAUCUGGGAGGACAUUACCUGAUGGCGCCGCUGUUUGUCAGCCUCAACAAGACUGUGCCCUGGUCUCCCUGCAGCGCUCUCUACAUCACCGAGUUCUUUGACAACGGACAUGGGGACUGCCUGCUGGAUGUCCCAGAGAGCACCAUUCCGUUACCCAGAGAGCUGCCAGGCACCAAGUACAGCCUGGACCAGCAGUGCCAGCAGAUGUUUGGAGAGGAGUUCGUCCAUUGCCCCAACUCCUCCGACACGGAUACUUGCAGCCAGCUGUGGUGUCAGGAGGAUGGGACGCAGCAGUGCUCCACCAAGAACGGCAGCUUGCCCUGGGCUGACGGCACCCCUUGUAACUUCAACAGGACCUGCCUCCACGGAGAGUGCAUGCCGACUCAGGAGGUGAUGCAGCCACUGGUGGUUGUGGACGGCGGCUGGAGCUUGUGGGGGCCGUGGCAGCAGUGCUCCAGAACAUGUGGAGGUGGGGUGGAGUUCUCCUACAGGGAGUGCACUAACCCUGUGCCUCAGAAUGGAGGGAAGUACUGCGAGGGACAGAGGGUCCAGUACCAGUCCUGCAACACGCAGCCCUGCGACAACAACGACGGAAAGAGUUUCAGAGAGGAGCAGUGUGAGAAGUACAACAGCCCCAACUACCUGGACUACAACGGUAACAUGAAACAGUGGAUCCCAAAGUACGCUGGUGUUUCUCCCAGAGACAGAUGUAAGCUGUUCUGCAGGGCCAGGGGCAGCAGUGAAUUCAAAGUGUUUGAAUCCAAGGUGAUCGAUGGUACGACCUGUGGCCCUGACACCACAUCGGUGUGUGUCCAAGGCCAGUGUGUGAAGGCGGGCUGCGACCAGGUGAUUGGAUCCAACAAGAGAGUGGACAAGUGUGGAGUGUGUGGAGGAAGUGGGCUCACGUGUAGAAAGAUCACAGGCUCCUACAACAAAGCAACCUAUGGAUACAGCGACAUUGUCACAAUUCCUGUUGGUGCUACCAACAUUGACAUCAAACAGCGGAGCCACAAAGGAAUCAAACAUGAUGGGAACUACCUGGCUAUAAAGAAGGAGGGUGGCGGCUACAUACUCAACGGGAACUUCUCUGUAUCCACGGUGGAGCAGGACAUUCCUGUGCUGGGUGCGGUGCUAAAGUACAGCGGCUCCUCCACCACACUGGAGAGGAUCCAGAGCUUCAGGCAGCUGAAGGAGGCCAUCACUAUACAACUCCUUGCCACUGCGGGAGACGCCAACCCUCCCAAGGUCAAAUAUACCUUUUUCAUCCCUAGAGAUGUGACCUUCAACAAAUCCAAGGAAAAGAAGGGCUCGUCAUUGUCUUUGCAUGUGAUCCAUCCAUUCGGUGUGCCUGACUGGGUGCUUGGGGAGUGGUCUGAGUGCUCCAAGAGCUGCGGCUCCGGAUGGUCCAGGAGGAACGUUGAAUGCCGAGACGACGCGGGCUUCCUCUCCAGCCAGUGCGACAAAGACCUGAAGCCCGUAGACAUCAGGCCUUGUGGGGAUCUGCCAUGCCCCAUAUGGCAGAUGGGACCUUGGUCCGUCUGCUCGCGAACUUGUGGUCAGGGAGAGCGCCGCCGCAGCGUCUUCUGCAUAGACUACACUGGGAAGACUGUUGAGCCAGAGAAGUGCGAUCCGAAAAAAAUCCCAGAGCCAGUCUCCGGAGAAUGCCUCAACCAAGAGUGCUUAUGAAGAACAUGAGUAUAGUGAACUUUCCCUUUUUGGUCUGACUGCACUUAGCAAACAUGGAUGGAUUACAGAACGGGCACAUUGGGCACAGGCCUAGGGACCCAACAGGGCAGGGGCAGAGACACAAUAUAACCACCAAGAGACAUAUAACCACACUGACAUUAAAUGACUACAAAGAGACACAUAACGAAUACAAACGAAUGCAUAACAACUACAAAGAACAUCUCUACUUUAUUUUUGUGUCUCUGAGAUUCUGAGAGUUCUGGUCCAGCUGUAAAAGUAAAAGUUUUUGUGUCUCUUUCAGUCUGGAGGUCUUGCUUCUAUGUAGGAGGGGUGGGGGGACCUUUUACAUGUCUGUGCCCAGGGGCCCAUUGCCUCAUAAUCCGUCCAUGCUACCAACUGGUCACAUCAAGUCACAUCAGGGGCAUUUGCCUGAAUAUUGUUUGGUCUUCUUUUGUUGACAUUUGACAACCACUAUAGAGAUUUGUAACGGUGGAAAUCUACCUCAGAAUGUACAUGUGAUGCUAUGUAUAGAUACGAGAUGAAGGUGCUGUGUGUACGUUUUCUCCAGAAAGAGAAGUUCUCGCCCCACUUAAAGCAGAAACUAACUUUUUGGAUGAAGUCUGGUAUAAUCUGCACUGUGUCUUGCUAAGUUAGGUAUCAUUUAAAGUGGGGCUGGGACAAAGGCAUUAAAUCUGCUGUCAGACACCAGCACAGUGUAAAUAUACCUCCUAUUGUCCUCCACAGAACUCAGACCCCUAUAAAACUCUGAUCGAGCCAUUUACUGCUUAUUGAGGUAGAUACAUAUGAUUGGUGCAUUGGAAUUGUAAAGGGAUGGGUCAGAUUUUUUGAAGCAGAGUUGUAUGGGGUACUUAUCUAUAGACAGUAUGUUAUAUACAGUAGAUGUGAGUCGACAUGCCCCCAGUGUGGAGAAGCAGGCUGGUGUCGAACAUGGAAACUAGGCCUACUGCUGUGGAUGGGAGGAGCAGCAAAACACACUUUAACCACCUUUAAGAGGCGUACCUAAAGAAAUCUACCAUUUAGAAUAACAAAAAAACAAGUGGUUAAUAAGGAACUGAUGACGAAUGACUGAGUUACUAUUAGUUCAUGGUCAGUUCUUGACGAACUCCCAGUCAAAUGUCAAACACAAGCUAAUCAUCAGUUAAUAAUUGGUUAAUCGUUUUUUGUGUACCUUAUUGUUAAGUGUUACCAAAAAAACAACAGGAAAAUGACGCCAUUAUAACGCUUUCCCUUAUGCCAGACUCCACUGAGAAAAACAUUGAUUUAAGAUCACUGAACACACGAGCUGCUGGUCUACUGCCGCCUCACACAGUUUUUGUUUUUUUGUUAUUCUGUGACUUGGCAUUUUAAGAGGUUAGUUUGAAAUCACCAAAGUCACAAAAUAACACAUAUUAACAAACUAAUCGAAGCAGCUAAAUUUACUGUUUUUGUCAAUGGAGUCUGGUGGCUUCGACUGAUAAUGAUUUCAUUAGGUGGGACUUUUUUAGGUAGCUAAAAUGUGUUUUUUUUUGCUACCCCCACCCACAGCGGUACAUUGUUUAGCUUCCAUGUCAGACUCAAGCCUGCCUCUCCAAACAGGGGGUGUGCCAACUCACAUCUACUGUCUGUAGCACACUGACUAUCCAUGAGUGCCCCAUACAGCCCCACUUCAAAAACUAUUCCUUUAAGCCUCUGGGAAAUGUGUUCCUGUUUGAUUGCUUCUCUUUUCUACACAAAAUGUGUUGUGAUAAAUGAUUGUGAUGAAGCUGUCGUGUUUUUACCUUGAAAAUCUGCAUUGUUGAACUGAAGGAAAACCCAUUCAGUGACGCUAAAUCUGACCUUACAGCCUACAUCAGAACAGAUUGUUUCAAUGCUGAACUAGACUUUAGAAUUAACAGAUGUCGAUAAAGUUUGAGUUUACACGGUGUGUAAAAUGAAUUAGCAUAGAUAAUGACUGGUCCUUCAUGACCAGAGAAACAGAGAGAGAAUAUUCCUCUGCCCUGUAGUUAAAUUUAAGCCUUUCCCCAGGUGCUGUUGAGAGGAACAGUGGUACAAACAACCUGAAAUGCAACAAAUGUUUAUUUGGAGGAAUUAUUACUAACUUAAGUGAUAAGCAUACUAUCUAUCAUGUAUAUGAAAAAUAACAAUUUUAUUAUUUUCCAGACUUUUAUUUGUUAAUGCAUCAUAUGCAAAUGCUCACAGUUGUUUUCAGACUCUUGUAUGUAUAUUUGAUUUCUUCAUUCCUGUUGUUAAUUUACAUUAUGUUAUAAAACAAAAGAGAUGGAGCAUUAGGCCGAUAUCCCUUCAGUGAAGGACCAUACUAUUUUAUUAUUACAGCUUCCUUUUUAAGCUAUUUAUUUUUGUAAAAUUUUUACCUUGGACAUGUAAUUAACAUGGCAGAUGCUGCUGUCUUUGAGAUUUUUGUCUAUAAAAUGGUCAAAUAAACACAUUUAUGUCAA
Epinephelus lanceolatus (giant grouper) is the source of this 5594-nucleotide messenger RNA. Its product is annotated as A disintegrin and metalloproteinase with thrombospondin motifs 8-like. Gene Ontology annotation, molecular function: zinc ion binding; metalloendopeptidase activity. NCBI's taxonomy places the organism in Eukaryota, Metazoa, Chordata, Actinopteri, Perciformes, Serranidae. The record is from RefSeq and is a predicted model, not a curated record. Gene Ontology annotation, biological process: extracellular matrix organization; proteolysis.